AUGACCCGAGCCGCCUUAAAGGGCGGUUUGGGUGGGCAGAGCGACGAGUGGAGCCGACUGGGUGAGCAACCGCAUCGCCGAGUCAAGGCGUCCAAUCUGAAUGGCCUGGCAUCCGGUGAGCAGAUGAAAGCUAGUGAUCGGAAUAAAAGUGCGCCUUGGCAACUGGUUUGUGGACAGUCGUGGCGGUUCUGUUGCCGUGCCGCAAGGUUGGAUGACGCAGAGAGAAGUCGGCCGUCCACUCGGCGUAGCCUGACGACGCAGUGCUUUAGGCGGCUGUUGCUGGGUCGGAUUUGGGCCUCGGAGCAGGAGACGCCUGUUGACUGGAGGGCAGGCGAUCUGCGUCCAUGCCUGUUGACACAAACGUGGCCAGUUUGUACUCUGAACGCAGGCGGUGUGUAUGCACGGGGGUCGUUGGCACGGCCGACAACUAUCUCGACGUCUGCUCGCCAAGUUCAAGCUCUUGACCGCUGCUCUGCGCCUGCUGCCUCUGUGCGUCUGGGUGUGUGUUGUCGCUCAAGUGUUGUGUCAUGCUGGCCUGAGCUAACCGCUCGCCGGCGUGACGUCAAGACCGGCAGGGAUUGCAUGAGCCAAUCAAACGCCGGUAUGGGGCAGACUAGGUCAGGCCAAGGGCCGACGUCUGUCAUACACGCAAUGACCUCGAUUGGGGCCGUCUAUUCACCGUCUCCUAUUGUCUGGCCUACUCUGCUGUCAGUUCGCGCG
Messenger RNA from Protopolystoma xenopodis, 720 nucleotides. The record is from the annotation of a GenBank genome assembly. Lineage: Eukaryota; Metazoa; Platyhelminthes; Monogenea; Polystomatidea; Polystomatidae.